GGAUAGCUUUAAUAAUUAAUGAUAUAUAUAUUUGUUUUAAACAUACGUAUUAUCCAAUACUCUAUGGAAUUUCAAGCCGUGUAAAAGAAAGGUCACUAAGGGAUGCUUGUAUUUCUUUCGUCAGUUUUUAAAGUUUAAAUAUGAAUGACAUAAAGGCACUUUUUAUAUUAUCUGAACAAAUUAAGUUAUUUAAAAAAUUAUCGGACCCUCCCUCAAAUUACGACAGGUUUGAAACUUACGAAACCAGCAUUAAACAGGUAUUGGGCGGAGCUUCUAAUGCGGUUGCAAAAGUUAAGGCUUAUGUUGAACAAGUUGAAGCGAAACUUGACGAAUUGAGGAAUUGUCCACAAACAUUAGUGAAGAAGAACCAAGAUGCCAUUGAAAAAAUAUUUGGAACUUUUGUACCCGGUGAAGGCGGAGCGAUUAGAAAAUCUGCGCUUGUUAAACUUGAGAUGGCUCAUAAAUUACAGAAUUUGUCAAAAGAUAUAACAAAUGAUCGUCUUAAGGAAUUGAUACAAGAAACAGAAAUUGUCUGCUCGAAGUUAAAAGAUGGCACAGAUGUUUGGUAUGAUGACAUAGAUAAUCUGAAAGGUUGCCUCCAAAGUCUGAGAGAUGCAAAAGCAAAAAGUUUCGAAGAUGAAGAAAAAGAGCGAUCGGAGGAAGAGCGGAGAAAAGCCGAGGAACAACAGAAAAGGCGUGAAGAAGAAGAAAGAAAACGAAAAGAAAGAGAAGAACAGGAAAGAAAAGAGAAGGAAGAGCGGGAGAGAAGGGAAAGAGAGGAAGCCGAGCGAAAGGCUGAAGAAGAACGGAAACGAAAAGAAGAAGAAGAAAGAAUGAGGAAAGAGGAGGAGGAGAGGAAGAAACGAGAGGAAGAGGAACGCAUCAGGAGGGAAGAGGAAGAAAAGAAAAGACGAUUAGAGGAAGAACGAAAACGAAGGGAAGAAGAAGCUGUCAGGAAGAAAGAGGAAGAAAGACAGCGUUUAGAGGCUGAGAAAAGAGAAAAAGAACGUUUAAGGAAAGAAGCAGAAGAAAGGACAUGGAGAAGAGACCCAAAUAAUUGGGAUCCUGUAACAUACAACAGAGACUGUGGUGAAGUAGAUGGAAAACAUGCAUACCAUAAUGGUAUAUCGUGUGUCAUGGCCUCCGCACCAGGUGGUAUCGGCAAAGAUGACAUUGAAUGCAGUGCAAGUGAUGAAGUUGAUUCAAUUAUAGAAGUCCUUGAAACCGAUGAGAAACCAGUGAGCUCUUUAAUCGAAAUAAAGUCUACAAAGGGGACGCUUAAAACCGAGGUACCUACCAGACUUUGCAUUCCGCAUUACUCUCUGUAUAGUUCAAGUGACGAAACUGUGGUUAAAGUUUCUCUGAAUGGGGCAGACUGGAUAAUUGUCACACCAUUGCCAACGACAUCUAAAAUGGAAGAACAAGAAAAACUGGUAAAGAAGCUUGCAGGUAUUGACGUUAAUGACUUCUCAUCUCUCAAAGCCAUUGUUGUAACUCGGCCGAGGUGUCAAACUAUCAUAGUUGAUAGACCCGGAAUUUCAGUAUACUCUACAAUGGAUAAGAAUGUUAAACUCUUUGUUCCUAGAAAUGCUUUCGAGACAAAAACAGAACUAAAACUAAUGGUACAAUCGGUUUCUGACAAUUCCCUUUCAUCUUUUGGGAAAGAUAACUCAGAGUUAGAAAAUAUUCUUGCUGUCAGUCCGGUGUUAACUCUGAUAUGUGGAAGACACCCGAAAAAGGCAAUCGAAGUAGACCUGAUAAAAUCAUCUCAGAAACAAAGCAAUGGACAAUUUCAACGUGGAAAGACGUAUCAAAUGUAUACAUCGAAGGAUAAGGUAUGGAAAUUCGCUGAUGUGGAGUAUAAAGGUCACCAAGACGAUCUGACAAUGAUGCUUCCGCCUGGCAGAGAAAAAUAUACCGUCAUGGAGUUAGACAUGCCAUCAAGUUUUCCUGAGGAAAACGUUCCACAAAUAGCAGAAGCUUUGCACGUGUGUAUCAACAAGACAGCGGUUGUAAUGGUGGCAAAACAGCACGAGAAUGAUUUGAAGAAAUGUGAAGUGAGAAUCAUUAGACGGGAUAUUUUGAAAGAAACAAUGAUAUAUCUCUCUGAAAAUGGAUACACUGAAGGGCCUGAACCAUGCGCCGAGUUCAAUUUACAAGAAGGUCAGCAACUAGAGAUUAUCUGCACUGGCAAUAUAGACGAUGAGUUAAAAACAGAUACUAAUGUGAGAUUAACGUAUUUGUCUUACAUUGGUGGAAUAACGGGAGCACGGUCACUACGAAUUAAGGAUACCUGGAAACAGAAAGAUCUACCAGCGUAUGUUGGUACACUAAGAUGUACAAUAUUUAAAAAUACAGCGUCUCAUGACUCGUCGUUGUCACGUUCAGUAGAGUUAACAAUAUCCUUACCAAAGGUUUGUUUCUCCGACGAACCUCAUGUCGACGAUGAAGCUGAUCAGAAAGAUCAAGAAGAACAAGGAUAUAGACUUCACGAAGAACAAGGAGAUAAACUUCACGUAGAACACAAAGAUAGACUUCACGAAGAACAAGGAGACAGGCUUCAAUGA
Molecule: messenger RNA, 2567 nt
Organism: Ruditapes philippinarum (Manila clam)
Lineage: Eukaryota; Metazoa; Mollusca; Bivalvia; Venerida; Veneridae
Product: FK506-binding protein 5-like
Exons: 14
Coding region: 141-2567 (808 amino acids)
Source: RefSeq, a predicted model, not a curated record